AUGGGAUCGACUAGCAAGCUUGGUGAGCAGCCGUGUAUGUGGAAUGAGCCUCUUGAGGAUGACUGGAUGGAUGGCAAUGUUUGUGUUACGAAUCAACAGGAGACAAUGUUUGAUACCGUAGUGGAGGCAGAUGGUGACUUAUCUGAUUGGGAAGGUAGGGGGGCUUCGCUGUUGCCCAAUUUCUUGGGUUUGGAGGGGUUGCAAGCUGAAGAUGUCCUUCAAAUGGAGUUUUCUACACCUGAGGAUGCAAGCGGAUUUCGAGGGAAAAAAUGGUUGGAAAAGGUUGAUCGCAUUCGGGAACAUAAGGUAGUUACCCGAUGCGGAUGUCUUGCCGAGAUGAGGAUUAAGAGGAAAGACGGAAGCGGGAAGUGGUACGUGUCGCGUUUCGUCGAGGAGCAUAAUCACGAACUGGCAUAUGAGAAGCUUGUGGAUUAUUUACGGUCACACAGGAAGAUUUCUGAGCAAGAUAUGUAUAACGAGGUGCGGAAGCAGAGAGGGCUCCAAGGUGGAGACGUAAAUGCAAGUAUAAGGUACCUAGAAGGUCUGGCACGCGUGGAUGGGAAAAUGUUUUGGCGGUACAAGGUUGGAGACGGGAAACACCUCUGCAACUUGUUUUGGAGCAACGGUCGUUGUCAGAAAGAUUAUUUGUUGUUCGGUGACGUCCUAGCAUUCGAUGCAACGUAUGGCCGUAACAAGUAUAACCUUCCCGUUGUUGUCUUCUCCGGAGUAAACCACCACAACCAGACAUGCGUUUUUGCUACAGCUAUGGUUUCCUGCGAGUCACAUGAGUCUUACAUUUGGGUUCUUGAGAAGUUUUUGGAAUGCAUGCAAGGAAAGGCACCACAGUCUGUUAUCACCGAUGGGGACCCAGCCAUGAGGAUAGCGAUUCAGUCUGUUUUUCCUGAUGCGCAUCAUAGGUUAUGCGCUUGGCAUCUUCUGAGAAACGCGACGUCUAACAUAUGCGACCCAAGAUUCACACAUCUCUUUAAACACUGCAUGUUGGCUGAUAUGGAAACCGAUGAGUUUGAAGCGCAUUGGGAGAACAUGGUGAACGAGUGUGGUGUUGGGGACGUUGACUGGGUGAAGGACUUGUACAGUAAAAAGUAUGCAUGGACAACAACUUACAUCCGAGGUAGAUUUUUUGCCGGGAUACGUACUACAUCUAGGUGCGAGUCACUACACGCCAAGCUCGGUCAGUUUGUUAAGAGCCGGUACGGUAUUCUGGAAUUUGUUACCAAUUUCCAGAGGUGUGUCGAUUUUCUUCGCGACAACAUUGAUGAGCUAGAAUUUCGCUCUUGGUAUGGUACACCUGUAUUACAGACGGAGUUUGUUGAGUUGGAAAAGUCGGCGUGGACGAAGUUCACUCACGAAAUGUUUGCUAGAUUUAGGGAAAGCUUGAAACGGUGCGUACGUGUUAGAAUAUGCGAAAUCAAUGAGACAUUGCACCUGCAUGUGUAUACUCUACAAAAGUAUCGGAGGCCUGAGAUGACUUGGCAGGUUUAUAGGGAGCCUACUUCUAAUAUCUUUAGUUGCACGUGCAUGCGAAUGGAGUCGUUCGGAAUUCCAUGUGUGCACAUUGUGGCUGUGUGUGUCAGGCUUGAUUUAGCGGAAAUUCCUGAAAGCCUGGUUCUGCGCAGGUGGUCCAAGACAGCUAAAAUGGAGAUAAAUAAUAAAAUGGUUGACCACCACACUGCUGACCAAAGCGUGACGUAUAGAACAAGGUUGGGUGCGUUCUCGCAGCUAUGCAAACGGUUAGGGAAGGUGGCUUGCAUGAGCGAUGAUGACUUCAAGGUUUACUCGAAGAAGGUUUUAUCCGAUGCUGUUUUCCUUGAAAUCAAGUAUGGCCUUCGACCACCAAACAAUAUUUCCACACCGGCAACAGAUAAUAUAGUGAAAGACCCAAUUCGUGUUAGAACAAAAGGCACAGGUCCGUGCAGUCAAGCUGGGGGUUCUGCUGCGAAGACCAAAAGAAAGUGCAGUACGUGUGGGAAGCUCGGGCACCGGAGGACACGCUGUCCUAACAGAGAUACGCCAACUGCAACAACAAAUGUGACUGCCACUGCUCGGGGGCAUAAACGCAAGCGAUCAAAGGGUCUUAUGUCAUUGGUGUUUCGCAUUAGCACUUGA
This is a messenger RNA of Arachis ipaensis, 2127 nucleotides long. NCBI's taxonomy places the organism in Eukaryota, Viridiplantae, Streptophyta, Magnoliopsida, Fabales, Fabaceae. The record is from RefSeq and is a predicted model, not a curated record.